CUAUCGAUUAAAAGUAAUUGUCGACUCGGUCUGCCUAGUGAUCGUGGAGUUCAAUACCAGUCAGAAAGUUGCUACAGAAGGAUUCAGAUCGCAGUGUGGCUAAGUUCUGACAAAAAUCCUGUGAUUAACCUGCGCCCUAGUUUGCCCCGUUAACAUAAUGGCUCCAUUGUCUGAUUUCCAAAAGAAGAAGAUACUGAAAUUAUUCACCAUGUUAUACGAUAGUAACAAAGAUGGGGUGAUUGAAAAGCAGGAUUUUGACAUAUACCUUCAGAGAGUUAGCGAUGUGCUACAGUGGAGCAAGGGCAGCGAGAAGUACGUGAAUGCCCAAGAGACGCUGGACAUUGUCUGGAAGGGACUCGUCGAGUAUGCGGACACAAACAAGGACUCAAAGAUCACUGAGGAGGAAUGGUUGCGAAUGUGGGGCGACUGUCUGGCCGAUAUCGAAAAGGGGCAGUUCCCUGCUUGGCAGAAGAAAUACAUGGACCUCAUGUUCGACGUCAAUGACAAAUCUGGUGAUGACUUUAUCGACUGCAGCGAAUACACGACGUUCCUAACGCGGUUUGGAGUAACCGAGAAGGCGUGCGGCCAGGCAUUCCAGCAGAUCUCUGGCGGUAAGAACAUCACUCGUGAUCAGUUCGCGAGCUUGUGGAGAGGCUACCUAACGUCCAACGAUCCCAAGUCUGCUGCAAACUACCUGCUGGGAUAAUCCGUAUAUACAGUUGAUUCCAGCAAAUGACAUCUACAUUUUUAUUUCCAUAGGACCAAUCUUUAUAACUGUUGUGAACGACAAUAUGUUUUAUAUUAUCUUUGUAGAGUAGUAUUAGAUUAUAAAAUGGUUAACAUAAAUUUAUGGAUCACAUGUUUGCUCAAAUUCUUAUCUAUUAAUGAACAGUUUCUUUUGGGUUUGAAGAAACAAUUUGAAAAUCGCUUUCAAUAUUCAAUAAAUGAACAUAUACCUAUUACGGGUCCGCUCAAUUUGUGUUAUUGUUGAUAAAAAACUGUUAAUGGAACUAUUCUUUCUGAAUGUAUAUUUUUCAAAGGACAAAUUAACAUAUAUAAUUGAAUAAAGUGAAUUGAACAUU
Molecule: messenger RNA, 1082 nt
Organism: Dreissena polymorpha
Lineage: Eukaryota; Metazoa; Mollusca; Bivalvia; Myida; Dreissenidae
Product: calexcitin-2-like
Exons: 7
Coding region: 158-706 (182 amino acids)
Molecular function (GO): calcium ion binding
Source: RefSeq, a predicted model, not a curated record